AUGAAGAAGUUAGGUGGAGCAGCUCAUCAUAUAACUUCAGAUGACCAGGACACAUCAGAAAGUGAAGACGAUGACUCAGAAGAAGAAAACAGAAAAUCUUCAUGUACAUUUAGUGAAGAUGCAGGGGGUCCAAUAAUGUGGUGUGAAGAGGAGCCUAAUGGUGAUGGUGAAAGCCUAAAAGCCUCAGCCUUUUCAAGAGAAAGGUCUCCAGUUACUGGAUCUGAGAUGUCAACUAUGCUGGACAGUGCAUUGAAAAAUGAAUCGUCUGUAGGAAGUCGCAGUUCAUUUCUAUUAAAUUUAAAUACUGUUUCUAAUGAAAACCUAAACAAAUAUGCAUUUGAUAGUCAAGAUACAGACCAAGGGCAGAAAAGCAUUCUAGAAAGCAAGAGCAAUUUCCCAAAAAUAAAUGAUAAAUGUUUCAUCCAAGAAGCAGAAUGCAGCUGUGCUGAUCAUGGCACACGGUUGUUAGGCCUAAAAAGCAACCUUUGUUCAGAUCAACUUACAUGUGAACCUGGCAUGGAAGCUAAGUUUUUAAGUUUGAAUGGCAAAAAGAGAGAAAUCUCUCAAUGUUAUAAUUCAGAAGUAUCCAAUAACAUGUCCGAUGCUAACACAGAGGAGAAACAUGCAUUAAAAGGAGAGGAGAAUUUCUCUAAUGGCUGGGCAUGUUUUCCAAAUAAUUUACCUAUUGAGGAAUUGCAGCUGGACUUUGAUAAGCAAGUUUCUCUCUCUCCUUGGUCUCAGGAUGACUUUGUAGGUGAACAAAGACAAGAAAAGGUGAGGAAGCUUAAACAGACUCGUAACAACAGCUCAGCAGAGCCAAGCUGCUGUCAAUCUUACGAAGAACUGGUGAAGGAAAAGGAGCCCUUGGUAACAGCAGCUGAAGAGCCUGGUAAUGUGGUGAGCACUGGCGCGAGCGCCUCUCCUGCGGGUGAAAUACGUGUUGAUUCACUCGUGACGGUGUCCCUGGGUCCCACACACUGCCAGGUGAACACCCCAGGAAACAGUCCUGCACUAGCUACAACCGAGAGGAAAAGAUGCAAAAGAAUUUUCAAUUUGGCACCAAAAUUUAAUCUUCCACGACAGUUUGCUGGCAAUAAAGGGGCAAGGACAGAAGUCCAGUUAAGAGAUGACAUUUCCUCAAAAAGCACUUUAGAAAUGGCGCAAAAGAGAAUUUUGAACCAAGCCAGUAGCAAGGAGGAUAGUGAGAACUUUCCGUCUCAGGGAUAUUCUGCACUUUACAGUGGUAGUGAGGCAGCCCCCUCACCUGCCCACGAUACAAGUUCUCUGUUCAGCGAAGUUUCAUGUAGCCAUUUGGGACAAUCUGAUUCUUCUCUGAUGCCAUGUGGUGGUGUUAUUUCCCGACCAAAGGAAGAGCAAGAUAGAACUCAUAAGCAACCUGUGCUUGAUGAAAAAGAGAGUGACAGUGAACAAGCCUCUUCAGAGAUUACAACUAGCAAACCCGAUAUUUUGUGUUCUGAUGAAGUGUUUUCUGAAAGUUCAAAAGGUUCUGAUAUAUUGGAAACCUGUGGUGAAAAUAUACACAAAGCAGAUGAUCCUGAGCCAUCGGAGGCUUCACAGGUCAAAGAUAAGCAAGAUGUGAACAUGAAGCCUGAUUUUCUCGGACUUCCCUUAUCUUUAGGAUUUGCUUUUCAACUUGUGCAGCUUUUUGGCUCUCCAGGCCUCCCACUGGAAUCCUUGUUGCCAGAUGAUUAUAUAGUACCUCUUGACCGGAAAAUUUCAAAGAUGAUCUAUUUACUGUGGAAGACCUCUGUGGAGGAGAAACAGAAAACAAGUGGAUUGCAGAGUGGAAGUAGCUUGGCUGAUGAUACUAUUGGUGUUGAACAUCUAAAAAAAAAUUGUCAAGAGAAUCAAGGCUCUUCUGAAACCCUUCCAGAAAUAGAGCUGUUUCAAGGACUUAUAGAAGAGAACGUCAUGACUCGUACUAGGACUUGCUGCCUGGAUGCUGUAUCUCAUCAUUCAUGA
Messenger RNA from Tinamus guttatus (white-throated tinamou), 1983 nucleotides. The record is from RefSeq and is a predicted model, not a curated record. NCBI's taxonomy places the organism in Eukaryota, Metazoa, Chordata, Aves, Tinamiformes, Tinamidae.